Molecule: messenger RNA, 1542 nt
Organism: Bipolaris zeicola 26-R-13
Lineage: Eukaryota; Fungi; Ascomycota; Dothideomycetes; Pleosporales; Pleosporaceae
Exons: 5
Coding region: 1-1542 (513 amino acids)
Source: RefSeq, a predicted model, not a curated record
AUGGCAAAGUAUAACGACAAAGAGCAGCCCGAGUGGAGAUACUCAAUCAACCUCAAUACAGUUAUCGCCGUUUUGGCCACCAUACUGCGAUCAUGUAUGGUGGUCGUAACAGAAGAAGUCAUUAGCCAAUUGAAGUGGUUGUUGUUUCGGCGACCACGGCCUCUCUGGCACCUUGAGCAUUUUGAUUCAGCUGCCCGAGGGCCCUGGGGCUCGCUGCUGCUCUUCUUUCGAACAAGGUCUCUUAAUGCGGCGUUUGUAGGAUGCAUAGUCAUCGUACUAUCAAUCGGCAUCGGGCCUUUUUCGCAGCAAGCUGUCAAGUCUGUAUCGUGUGAGCGGCCUCUAGCGGGAGCAGAAGCAUCCAUCAGGGUUUCCCAGUGGAUGUACUCCUCGAAAAAAAGUCAAGGCAUCGAGGGCACCUGGUUAUUGGACUUGGACUUAGACACCAAGGUUGCCAUCUUGGAUGGACUUGUGAAUUCCAACACGACUCGGUCUGAUAUCACGCCGAGCUGCACUACUGGCAACUCAUCAAUACUCAACGUCAGCAUUAUCACCUUUACGAAUAACGGCUGUGAGCGUUUGGGACAAGAAGGUGGCUCGAAAUCCCAGCGGUGCCCAGGAGCCGAUGCAAACUGGACCCUUCCAAUCAUGAACUUCCUAAACGCCGUGGCGGCAACAUGCUCAUUCUAUCCAUGCAUCCGCGACUAUGCAGGAACUGUCCGCGACACCAUCUUCACCGAGACAGUCAUAAACGAAACGCCAAUAAAACCAGCAAGAUCCUCUAUGGAAAACCGCAUUUACGACUUCAAGGACCUGCACGACCCCUGUAUCAUUGACGACCAAACAUACACACGCGAUAACAUAUCCUCCGUACCAAUCCAGGGCAACAACUUUACCACCUACAAUCUCUACAGCACCAACACAACCUUCCCAACAGCCUGCAUCUAUGGCACUGAUGGCAUCUACGCAAUGAGUCUCGGAACGUUCAUGAAAUCCCUCAUGAACGGAAACUGCACCACCAUUCCAGAACUUGACGCCGAGUUUUAUAAAAACGACUACAAAACCCUGAAGUGCGACCCCUGGCAGCUCGAGACACUGGUAAACAAUGGCCUCGCCAGCUUCGACGCCAUCGAUCGCAACAUGCAAUCCGUCGCGACGGCCGUUACGAGCGAGAUGCGUAGAAAGGGGUCUUACUAUGAUCCCCAGUCUUACAGUGCUCCGCCUACAUUCGCUACAGGAACUGUUCUUCGCACGACAAGUUGCACAAAGUUCGAUUGGGUGUGGUUGAGUUUCCCACUUGCAUUAAUCAUCUUAACCAUACUUUUGUUGUGCAUUACGUGCGGCAAGAUGCUGUUUGAUAAGUCCAGGGUUCCAGUAUGGAAGUCAUCGAUUUUGCCGUUGUUGCUCGCGGGUCAUCGACUGAGAGAUGUAGCUGCCGCGAAGCAUAUGGAUGAUAUGAAGGCGAAUACGGAACCGCUGGUUGUGAGCCUUGUGCAGGAUGAGAGAGGAUGGGUUCAUACCUGGAUUUUAGUACAUAGUCUUUAG